AAGGAAGCCCUGGUGUAAGAUCAGCCCUGAGGAGCUGCCAGUGGCUUCCUGCCCACAGCUGAGCAGAUGGGCUCCAGGGUGCCAAACAGGACCUGUGUGACCACUGCUUACAGGCUUCCAUUGGAUCUCAGGCCUCAAGAUGGUUGGGCUGGAGGAACUCUGUUUUUUUCUACUUUUCCUUAUGUUAUGUUGUCAGAGCCUCUCCAAACACAGGCAGCCCUCCAUACAUACAGCACAGAGUCCACUGCUCCUCUAGGUGGGCAAAGCCCCAUGGAGUAGGGGUUGGGGUGGCUUUGCCAAGAUACUGAGGGUCUCUGAUACCUCUGCUGCCCUGGCACUGAAGUCCUGGCUCUGGCACCGAGCUCUGGGGGUACCUAUCUAGGUGUCUGGGGCCACGCUAUGGAAUUCCAAAGCUACAAUCAAGACCCCACUGAAAAGUACAGGGAAAGGGACUUGAUGGAAAGAACUCUUUGGGUUUGACCCCAUGGGAACAUUGCAGUUAUUAGAGGUGCCUCUUUUCCUCUCUGUAAUGUGAUACAUGUGGCCCCAGGCCUCUUACUGCUACCCUGGGGUUGGAACCCUCUCCCCUAACCCAGGCAUCCUCUCCUAGGAUGCCUAGCAAGCUCCCUUUCCCUCUUGCUACCAGUUCCUUGGAAGCAUGGGGCUGGGACAUGCCCCCAGGGAGGGGUGUCUCAAUUGCCUAAGCAGGCUCCUUCAACAUCCAUGACCACUGUUCCUGGCAGAGAUAUGCCCCAGUCCUCACAGGUAUUGAAUCUGAAGAAAUGGAAGCACUGAUGCGGAGGAACCUGAAUCCCCAGCCUCCUACUCCUCCUACUCCCAGCGCCCCUGAAACUGGGCCCCACCACUAGGCUAACCCCCAUGAGCCUCAGAAACAGUCUCCAGGUCUUUAGGCCAGAGUGGGCAAUGCUCUGGGUCCCUUUUCAAGCUAAAGCCCAGAGGAUGGGGAGGCAGCCGAUCCUCUACCUGCCAAGUCCUCCUGACCCAGAGAAGCACCAUGGCCCAGUUCCUCUUCCAACUUUGUGUUAUCUUUCUUCCACUCGGAAGGAGCCCCACCACCACUGUAAUGUCAGAUGGCCUUAAAAGAAAUGCUUUCUCCAGUGCCUGCUCUGUGCUUUACAGCCAUUCUCAGACCUUCUUGCAACUCUAUGACAUGGACAUUUCUCCUGCUUUACCAAUGAGAAAUUGCUCAAAGGAGGUUAAGUAACUUAACCAAAGCCUCCCGCCUGGUACAUGUGGGAUUGGUACAGGAUUUGCUCCCUUUUAUCAGACACCCAAGUCUGGAUGGGCUGCUUUUUCCUCAGCAAGCUGCCUCUGGGAGCCCAGCAGGCUCCAGAAGGCUCUGGGGCUGAGGAAGCUUCUAAAGAGCCUCACCCCCAGGAAACCAGGCUGAACAAAACUGGGGCUCUAGCUUUCCAGGGCUUGGUCCCCAGUUCCCGUGCAGGGAAUGGGGCCACUGAACGCUGCGAGAGCAAAAGGCUGGUUCCAUCAACAGGCCGGUUCCUGCCUGCACGGGGAGCCCGAAUGAGCAGGCAGGUGGAGCUCUCGCUCCGCCAUGGCCCUUCUGCGGUCUCUGCAGCCGUUUGCAUUUCCUGAAACCGGAUCUUGGUGUCAGAGCCGCCCAGGCUGGGCGGGCGCCUCAGCCAUGGCCCUGCGCAAGGAGCUGCUUAAGUCCAUCUGGUACGCUUUCACCGCACUGGACGUGGAGAAGAGCGGCAAGGUCUCCAAGUCCCAGCUCAAGGUGCUGUCCCACAACCUGUACACAGUCCUGAACAUCCCUCACGACCCUGUGGCCCUGGAGGAACACUUCCGAGACGAUGACGAUGGUCCUGUGUCCAGCCAGGGAUACAUGCCCUACCUCAACAAGUACAUCCUGGACAAGGCGGAGGAGGGGGCUUUCGUUAAGGAGCACUUUGAUGAGCUGUGCUGGACCCUGACGGCCAAGAAGAACUAUCGGGUGGAUAGCAAUGGGAACAGCAUGCUCUCCAAUCAGGAUGCCUUCCGCCUCUGGUGUCUCUUCAACUUCCUGUCUGAGGACAAGUACCCUCUGAUCAUGGUUCCUGAUGAGGUUGAAUACCUGCUGAAGAAGGUACUCAGCAGCAUGAGCUUGGAGGUGGGCUUGGGUGAGCUGGAGGAGCUGCUGGCCCAGGAGGCCCAGGCAGCCCAGACCACUGGCGGGCUCAGCGUCUGGCAGUUCCUGGAGCUCUUCAACUCAGGUCGCUGUCUGCGAGGUGUGGGGCGGGACACCCUCAGCAUGGCCAUCCACGAGGUCUACCAGGAGCUCAUUCAAGAUGUCCUGAAGCAGGGCUACCUGUGGAAACGAGGGCACCUGAGGAGGAACUGGGCAGAACGCUGGUUCCAGCUGCAGCCCAGCUGCCUCUGCUAUUUUGGGAGUGAAGACUGCAAGGAGAAAAGGGGUACCAUCCCACUGGAUGCACAGUGCUGCGUGGAGGUGCUGCCAGACCGAGAGGGGAAGCGCUGCAUGUUCUGCGUGAAGACGGCCUCCCGCACGUACGAGAUGAGCGCGUCAGACACGCGCCAGCGCCAGGAGUGGACAGCUGCCAUCCAGACGGCGAUCCGGCUGCAGGCCGAGGGGAAGACUUCGCUGCACAAAGACCUGAAGCAGAAGCGACGUGAGCAGCGGGAGCAGCGGGAGCGGCGCCGGGCGGCCAAGGAGGAGGAGAUGCUGCGGCUGCAGCAGCUACAGGAGGAGAAGGAGCGAAAGCUGCAGGAGCUGGAGCUGCUGCAGGAGGCGCAGCGGCAGGCCGAGCGCCUGCUGCAGGAGGAGGAGGAGCGGCGCCGAAGCCAGCACCGCGAGUUGCAACAGGCACUCGAGGGCCAGUUGCGCGAGGCGGAGCAGGCCCGGGCUUCCAUGCAGGCUGAGAUGGAGCUGAAGAAGGAGGAGGCUGCCCGGCAGCAGCAGCGCAUCAAGGAGCUGGAGGAGAUGCAGCUGAGGCUUCAGGAGGCCCUGCAUUUGGAGGUGAAAGCUCGGCGGGAUGAAGAGGCUGUGCGCCUAGCACAGACCAGACUGCUGGAGGAGGAAGAGGAGAAGUUGAAGCAGCUAAUGCAGCUGAAGGAAGAACAGGAGCGUUACAUCGAGCGGGCGCAGCAGGAGAAGCAAGAGCUGCAGCAGGAGAUGGCACUGCAGAGCCGCACCCUGCAGCAGGCCCAGCAGCAGCUGGAGGAGGUGCGGCAGAACCGGCAGAGGGCUGAUGAGGACGUGGAGGCUGCCCAGCGGAAGCUGCGCCAGGCCAGUACCAAUGUGAAACACUGGAAUGUCCAGAUGAACCGGCUCAUGCAUCCAAUCAAACCUGGAGACAAGCGUCCCACCACCAGCAGCUCCUUCACAGGCUUCCAGCCCCCUCUACUUGCCCGCCGUGACUCCUCCCUAAAGCGCCUGACCCGCUGGGGAUCCCGCAGUGACAGAACCCCCUCACCGAGCAGCAGUGAGCAGCAGAAGUCCCUCAAUGGUGGGGAUGAGGCUCCCAUCUCGGCUUCCACCGCUCAGGAAGAAAAACUGGACCCAGCACCAGAAAAUUAACCUCUGCUAGCCUCUCUUCCCCCUGACCUCAUGCCUACUAGGACCUGGCCACAGCUGGCCUGUGAGUAACACCAGCCCCUGCAGAAGGAGCUGAAAUCCUGGUGCCAAGGGACCAUGCCCUCUGACCAUGAAAUAGUCCAAGAUGGAACCUGGUUCAUUUUUGCACCAGCCCCAGGCCCCAGACCACUGAGGCUGUCUGGGAUGUUGGUCCUUAAGAACUUGAUCCAGUGCCUUAACCCCAAGGGCCCUACACCCUGGGCUGGGAAAGAGAGUAAACAAGCAAGCCAUGGGCCAUCUGUCCCUAGAUUGCUUCCAAGUUGUGAAGGCACAUUUCUAAAUAAAAACUGCUCUUGGUAUAAA
This is a messenger RNA of Vicugna pacos (alpaca), 3919 nucleotides long. RefSeq names its product DEF6 guanine nucleotide exchange factor (gene DEF6). The record is from RefSeq and is a predicted model, not a curated record. Lineage: Eukaryota; Metazoa; Chordata; Mammalia; Artiodactyla; Camelidae. Gene Ontology annotation, cellular component: cytoplasm; nucleus.